This is a messenger RNA of Hyaena hyaena (striped hyena), 7098 nucleotides long. It is a transcript of the gene AKAP11, whose product is annotated as A-kinase anchoring protein 11. Lineage: Eukaryota; Metazoa; Chordata; Mammalia; Carnivora; Hyaenidae. Gene Ontology annotation, cellular component: cytoplasm. The transcript has 14 exons. The record is from RefSeq and is a predicted model, not a curated record. The coding region runs from base 546 to 6269 and encodes 1907 amino acids. Gene Ontology annotation, biological process: intracellular protein localization. Gene Ontology annotation, molecular function: protein kinase A binding.
GGCGGCUCGCGCGACUGGUCGUUGCGGGCCGGUGACAUGCCUGUGAGCUGCGGAGGCUGCGGCCCCCAGAACGGUCUUCCGAGCCGGGUCUCUUCGGUGCGUAGCGGUGCGUAUGCUUAGUUUGUGUUCGUGGUGCGCGCACAGGAGCGUAUACCCGAGGAGGACGUUGCACUUUGUCCCCGAGCAGCAUCCUUCACCGUCAGAACCUCGGAGCCUCGGAACCAGGCACAACCCAAAUCUUGUGACAGAAGCGGAAGACGUCAAGCAGCUCCUCGGAGUGUUGAUGUUUGGAUUUGCUGUCAAAAUUUCUCUGAGGCUGUUUGUUAAUGCUUUCAAUGCCGGCCGGCCGAAUCCCGAAUGGAUUUGUAAACUUCUCUAGUAAGUAAGUUGAUGUGUACUUGGAAGAAACAGAUCCAGAGAUAUUGCAGUUUACCUGGAGGAAAGAAAGCUAAUGAGAGGCACAACAGGACACAAACGGCACUCUUCUGAGUCCUGGUGUUUUAUGGACUAAUUCUUCAUUGAUUACACACAACAGCAAUAUAGUUAUGGCAACCUUCCAGACUUUGAGAAACAGUCACAUGAAGACUAGAGCAUCUGUCAGAAAAAGCUUCAGUGAAGAUGUGUUCCAGUCGGUCAAGUCUUUAUUACAGAGUGAGAAGGAACUAUGCAGUGUAUCAGCAGAGGACUGUUUAAGGCAGGAUGAACAUGCCAGUUUGACUGAGGUUACGUUUCUAGGUUUUAAUGAAGAAACAGAUGCUGCUCACAUACAGGAUUUAGCUGCAGUUUCUUUGGAACUUCCAGAUCUUCUGAAUUCACUGCACUUCUGCAGUCUAAACGAAAAUGAAAUUAUUUGUAUGAAGGAUAUAAAUAAAUCAGCAGAUAGAAACAAUGGUCCUCUAAAUCAGAGCCAUCAUUCUGGAAUGCUCUGUGUCAUGAGAGUAUCGCCUACGUUACCAAGACUCAGAAUUGAUUUUAUCUUUAGCCUGCUAAGUAAAUACGCUACUGGUAUAAGAUAUACCCUGGACGCGUACUUGCAUCAGAAGUGCCAGCUUGAAACUGCUCAAGAAGAUGAUGACGACACCAACCAGUCCGUGUCUUCCAUAGAAGAUGACUUUGUCACUGCUUUUGAGCACUUAGAGGAAGAAGAGCCUUUAAAGCCGUUUAAUGAUGGAAUAAAUGUUGCUGCACUAAAGAGCCAGUGUGAUGCUGCUUCUCAGACUUCUGGUCACCAAUCAGAAGCCCAUGAUUUCAGGAUUCCGGUUAGCUCUGGGAGGCAGACGUCAUUGACUAAACCUUCAACUUCCUUAAUGAAUAUGCUGGUACAUAAAGAACUACCUUCUGUGAAAACUUCAGUCACAACAUUAAUUUCUGAGCCUUGGAUCCAAAAGAGUUUCUAUAGAUCAUCUAAUGCUUCAGAUAAAGGUAGUGAUACACAGAAACCGUUUUUUUCUUCUUCUCCUGCCUAUUCCUCUGAAUCCGAAUGCUCAAGUCCAAGUCCUGUUAUUUUCUUGGAUGAAGAAGGAUAUCAAAAAAGCCUAAAAGCAAAACUUGAGUUACCUAAAAUUCCUGUGAUGAAAGAUGAUAUAGAGGAUUCAGACUCAGAAGUAAGUGAAUUUUUUGAUAGUUUUGAUCAGUUUGAUGAGGUAGAACAAACUUUAGAGACUUCUUGUCCAUUUCUAAAAGAUCCUGUGGUAGGAAAGCCGUCGCUAAAGAAAGGACACAAACAUGAAAAAUCUUGUUCUGUAACUACUACUAUGAAUCCUCAAAAAUUCAAGUUUGAGCGUCCAGCUCUCCCAGCUAAUGUUAGAAAGCCAACUCCUCGUAAACCAGAGUCCCCGUAUGGUAACCUGUGUGACGCCCCAGAUUCACCUCGCCCAGCGAAGGCGUCAGGGGAAGACAGUGGUCUGUUUAGCCCUAUUCGAUCCUCUGCCUUUAGUCCUCUUGGAAGCUGUGCUCCUGCUGAAUUUUUUUGCCAAACAGAUAUUGGUGGAGAUAGGAUUCAUGAAAAUCAUGAUUCUGUUUACUACACCUAUGAGGAUUACGCAAAUAGCAUUUCAUGUGAGGUUCUGGGCUCAGUUCUUCAUACCCAGAGUACUAAUGCAACAUCAAACAUUGAUAGCGUUAAGAAGGGAGGAAAUAAAACCAUAGCUCUUAACAGUGGAAGCCUUGAUGAAACAAGUAAAUCUAAAAAUAAAUCCUUGAUGAUUAAAGAUAGUAUUCAGAAAUUUGCUUCAGACCUUGUGGAAAAAAGUUUUGGCAGUGCAUUUAAAGACCUACAGAAAGGAGUCUCUUCAUGUACCAAUGCGUUGUGCCACCUGGCCAUCAAAUUGACAUCCUCUGUUUUUCAGAUGGCAUUUAACGAACUGAGAAGGCAGUGUGCGUUUUCACUGAGAGAACGUGCCAUUAGUGGUCUGGCUAAUUUUUUGGUGAGUGAAGCUUUAUCAAAUGCUUUAAAGGAUUUACAGUAUGUAAAAAAGCAGAUAUUCACGAACACAGUCGCUCGGUUUGCUGCGGAUCUAGCCGAAGAGCUAGUUUUUGAAGGCAUCAUGGAAGUGUGUCAGUUUUCCUGUCCUCCAACACCCUCAUCCCCACAGUGUUGGCCAUUUGACUAUGAAGACAAAGCAGUGAAGUCCUACGCAAAAGACUUGUCUGAGUCUGUAAUACAGGAAGCGUUCAUCGAACUUUCACAAGCCGGUGUGACCUUUGCAACCAAGGCAGCAGUUAGUGUUUCCACAGAUAACAUAAAGGACGCGAGCGCAGGAAAUUUAACACCUCUGACACAGACCUCCAUGUUUUCCCCUGCUUUUAACAACCAGACCCUUACGGCGACAAAAGCCAUGCAGGAACAUAAAAAGGAAUUCACAGUACAGCAGGCCUUGUUUUGUACUUCGGGAAUUGUUACUUCCAUACCAGUGCCCUUGGCAGGAAGUGCCCUGCUCCCAUAUCAUAUUUCAUCUAAUAUCUAUCAGUCAAAGUCUCGUCGGUCAUCUGAUGAUAGUAAUUUGAAUGGCGAGUCUACCCAGACGCAUGCUACCACAAAAAACAAAGAAGAGGAAGUAGCGUGUCUCAGAAAUAUUUGUUUACCUUCAGAGCACAGUCCAGGUAACCAGAAUGAUUUGAAACCAACUAAUGAAGACACUGAAGUGCACAGCUCUUCAAAAUUAACAAGUGAUCCUGUGAUUAUUAGCAACUUUUCUGCAGCAGUGGUGCAUACGAUUGUAAAUGAGACUUUAGAGUCCAUGACAUCAUUCAAAGGUACAAAAACAGUUGAUGAACAAACAGAUGGUGUAAUUAAAACAGUAAAGGGAAAAACCCUUCCUUUCUACUCUGAUCAAGCAACAGUGCAACAGGGCGAAGCUAGCAAUAAGGACAUGUUUGCUGAUCGAUUAUCUAAGUCUAUUAUUAAACAUUCCAUCGAUAAAAGCAAAUCAGCGAUCCCAAACGUAGAUAAAAAUGCUGAACUCAAGGAAGACUUGCCUGUUCCGGGAGAAGAGUCACAGUUGACCUUGGAAAAAUUCCCCAAAUUUCUUGAUGCUCAAGGUCACUUACCACACUGUUCACUUUCAGUAGGAAAGGACUGUGUUCCAGAAUGUAAAGCUUCUAUAGCUCAUGGAUUUUCUUUUGAGACCCUGCAACCUUGUCCAACAAUUGGGGGUCAGAAACCUGAUUUGAAGGAAGUUGCUAAAGACAAAUCUGUGAAGAAGCAUAAUUUGAAUAAUGCAGCACCUGAGCCCUUGUGUUUUGGGCAAGACCACCCUUUUCCUCAUUCACAUACUUUCUCCUCUACCAUGCUUACUUGUGUGGACAGUUUACAUGUGGAAGAUAAACAGAAAAUUAGAGACGGAAAUGUGAUACCUGAUACUCCUCCAUCCACUCCUCUCGUACCAUCCCAGGCUGGUUCUGAAUGGGAUAUCAAGAAGUUAACCAAAAAACUCAAGGGGGAAUUAGCUAAAGAAUUUGCACCAGCUACACCACCCUCUACACCUCACAACUCCUCUGUUGGUAGUUUGUCUGAAAACGAACAAAACACUAUAGAGAAAGAAGAGUUCAUGUUGAAACUCAUGCGAUCUCUUUCAGAAGAAGUUGAAAGCAGUGAAGAUGAAGAACAUCCAGAAGUGGAUGUGAAGUCAGAGCACUCAGGGAAGAAAGUUCAGUUUGCAGAAUCGUUAGCCACCCACAUCAUUUCUCUGGCCACAGAAAUGGCAGCUUCCCAUUUAGAUAAUAAAGUCACUCAAGAACCCAAGGUUAAAAGCCCUUCCUUAAAUGUGCAGAAUCAAAGAAGUAGGUCACCUACUGCUUUAAAUCACUCAGAAGAAAAUUUACAAAUGUUACGCAAUUUUGCAGGUGACAUGGCAGCAGAAGUCAUUACGGAAGCUGAGAAAAUAGCAAAAGUUAGAGGCUGUAUGCUUUUCAGGCAAAGGAGGAAUAGUUGUUACAUUGAUGGUGGCCAAGGUGAUAGAUCAGAAGAGAAGUUGGAUACCGAGGCUCUAGCAAACCCCAAAGGAGUAGAUCCGUCCAUUCUUUCAUUACCACCAAGUUUUUGCGUGUCUGGUCUGACAUACAAGUAUCCCAGCUGUGAAAGCGUGACAGACGAAUAUGCAGGUCACAUUAUCCAAGUGCUGAAACAGGAAGGUGGUAAUAGUGAGUUAAUAAUGGACCAGUAUGCCAAUAGACUUGCCUAUCGAUCUGUUAAGUCAGGAUUACAAGCAGCAGCGAAGACAGCCAAAAGGAAGUGCAGCUCCAAAAUAUUCCCUGUGCAGAGCUCACAGGUGACAGCCAAGAACGAACUCUUAAUAUUCUUAAAUAAAGAGCACCACCAAGAAGUAGACAAUGAACGACAAAGUAACAAAAGUGGGGGUUACCUUUGUAAAAAUCAAACUUGUGAAUGGACGCCGGAUACAUAUAAAAAUGAGUGCUCUGAACUGUAUAGUUUUUCAGCCUCUCUUGCUCACAGCAUAACAAGAGAUGUUAAAAAAGAGCUGACCGCGUCUACAGUUGGCUUGCCAAAAUCCUUAACAGAUUCUUGCCUUUAUGAAACGUCUGGACACGAUGAAGAUACCAAGUUGCACACUGAGCCAGAAUUUCCUCAGACUCUUCAGCCUUCCUUGCAAAAUCACAGAUUUUACCACAGCAUGGGCAGCUUAAAUGGGUUUGGUUAUGGAGAGAGUGUGGUUCAAGCUAUAGAACAGUAUGCUAAAAAAGUAGUGGAUGAUACUAUAGAGCUCAGUUUAGGAUCUGCAGUUUUCCAUGUGUCUGAGUCCACAAAAGCAGCUGAUAGGGUCACGUAUGCAGAAAAGUUGUCACCUCUUAUAAGUCAAGCCUGUAGAUAUUGUGACCGUAAAGAACUGCACGAUUGCACUGGAAAUUCAUCUCAACAUGUUUCCAGACCCGAUCCACUUGCUACUAGUCAGCCAGCUUCUAAAUCAAAACUUAGCAACAUCUAUCAGGAAUCUAGAAUUUUUCAUCUUGAUGUCCCACAAAUUCAUGUUGGUCUCGAUAAGAAGACAGUGCUUGCUGAGAAGAUAGUUGCUGAAGCUAUUGAAAAAGCAGAGAGAGAACUGAGCAGUACCAGUUUGGCGGCUGAUAGCGGGAUCGGACAGGAUGGCAUUAGCUUUGCUGAAAGCCUUACCACGGAAAUAAUGACGUCGGCGAUGACCAAUGUCGGACGUGCUGUUAGCAGUCCAAAAGAAGUAGAAGACGUUCAGUCAACUGAGUCACUUGGCAGCCAGCAGCUGAACCUCAGUAUAGGUGAUGACAGCACUGGCAGCUGGUCCAAUUUAAGUUUUGAAGAAGAACACCAGGAUGAGAGCAGCAGUUUUCAUCACCUAAGCGAAAGUAAUGGUAACAGCAGUAGCUGGAGCAGUCUUGGUUUAGAAGGAGAUUUGUAUGAGGACAAUUUAUCCUUUCCAACAUCAGAAAGUGACGGGCCAGAUGAUAAAGAUGAAGAUCAUGAGGAUGAUAUAGAAGGUUUGGAGCAAGACCGAAAGAUUCUGCUCAUUACGAAUAUCGACAUGGAGCCGUGCACAGUAGACCCCCAGCUACGGAUUAUUCUUCAGUGGCUCGUUGCUUCGGAGGCUGAAGUGGCAGAACUUUAUCUUCAUGACUCUGCAAAGAAGGAGUUUAUACAACUUUCCAGACGACUGCAAGGAAAGGGAUGGAAGGUGGGGGACCUCGUGCAGGCUGUGCUGCAGUACUACGACGUGCGGGAGAAGUCGCCUGGAGAGGAGAGGUGCAAGUCGCUGUUUGACUGGCUCCUGGAAAAUGCAUAGAACAGACUCGCAGCCGGUACAUUUUACUGUUUGGGGAGAGGAAGAAACAGAUAAAGACGCAUAGGAUAAAAUGACUGUUAACAGCUACAGUGAACAGGGAGGGAAGUAGAGCUUUUUAAAAAGCGCAUUCCGUCAUCCCACGUUGUAUAUAGUUCCUACUUUUGUAAUCUCUGUCAAAUAUGAUCUUCAUUUAUUCUUCUAGACACGUGUGUAGUGUGUUAAGACCCUAAGAACGUUGAUUUGAAGGAAGGUCUGACUGUGAGGUUUUCAGGGACACGGACUGACAGCAUUCUUUCUGCAUCCAAGUUAGUGCUGCUAUGAACCGCACCCAGGCGGCUGAGGACGUUGCAGACAAAUGCAAUCCUGUUAGGAACUAAUCUGGCAUAAUAGCUUUGAGGCUGAUGGUUUGUUUUUCCCGAUAGAAUUGUUUUCUUAUUUUUAAAAGUCAAUUUUAUUUUCGUAGCUCAGCUAUUGGUAGCUUUUUGAAUCCCCCCCAAACUAUUUAAUUUCUUAGAAACUGUAUUUUAGGUUUCUCUAAAUACUGUAAAUGAUAGUUUCCCCAGGCUUUCAUCAAAUGACAUUAUUUGCUAAUGUUGCCAAUCCAUCUGGCAUGGAUAUGAGUGUGUGUGUGUGUGUGUGUGUGUGUGUGCGCGCGCGCGCACGCGCAUAGAGGAGUACUUUAGAUUUGCCUAGUGGGUUUGUGCCCUUUUUUAUUUUACUGUUUUCUUGGUUAGAAACCCACUGUUGACAUUAAAAGGUGCUUUAAAAUAAAAUGUCUAUAAAGAUUGUGCAGUAAGAAUUCUUUUCUUUCUCUUUUUUUUUUUUUUUU